This is a messenger RNA of Zophobas morio, 3756 nucleotides long. Its product is annotated as zinc finger protein rotund-like. Gene Ontology annotation, cellular component: transcription regulator complex; PcG protein complex; chromatin. The record is from RefSeq and is a predicted model, not a curated record. Gene Ontology annotation, molecular function: RNA polymerase II cis-regulatory region sequence-specific DNA binding; DNA-binding transcription factor activity, RNA polymerase II-specific. NCBI's taxonomy places the organism in Eukaryota, Metazoa, Arthropoda, Insecta, Coleoptera, Tenebrionidae. The transcript is spliced from 9 exons. The coding region runs from base 231 to 2276 and encodes 681 amino acids. Gene Ontology annotation, biological process: regulation of transcription by RNA polymerase II.
GCAUCGCCGUCUCGCGGAUGCGACACGGACGCAGGGCCGGCCUCAGGCGCCCCUCGCAGUAAUUACGCGCUCGCAGCCGCUAAAUACACGUGUGUCGUGCGAAUUAGCGACGGGGAGGCGGAGUGGGGGCGACACCGCCAAAUCCGCCCCACCACUCAUUAACACCGCGGUUUUAAUUGCCGCCGCCGACGCCGCCACCAUGGAGUGCCGCCGGCGCGAGGCACGUGCCGAUGCGUGGACGAGGAGGAAGACGCAGCCGCCGCCGGAGCAAUAACGAUGCAUUGAUAAGGAGACGGCGGAAAAAUUUCCAAAACACGAAAACGAAAAGUUCCUCGAAAACACUAAAGUUCCUAGAAAAUUUUCACGAGUAUUUUUUUAAGAUGACGGCUGUUAGAGACGUCCACGACAAUCCGGCGAUGGACAGUUCGGAUUCGAGUGAUUCGUGCGCGACGGUUUCGAACAAUAACGAAGCCAUCAUCAGUACUUCGGCGGCGACCGGCUUGUACAAGCCGACUUUGAAGUAUAACGAUUUCGUUAAUAAGUUGGAUAGUUAUAAUAAUAACCAGCUGCUGCUGCCGACGCAGUUUUACAAAACUUUGCUUGCCAAGGCGGUGCUGUCGAGCAGCAAUGACGAUAAGAGCAGUGUCUAUAAGAAUAUGCUGCAGUUUCAUAAGGAUCGGGACUUCGAACAGAAAGCAUUCGGUUGGGACGGCGCCCAAUCGGGCGGCAGCCCCUCGGGGCCGCAGUCGGGGGGCGUGGGUGGCCAGGGGGCGCAAGGUCUGGUCCAUUGGAUGAGCGUCAUGGCGGAGCACAUGGACCCGGCGAUGUCCCACUACAUGUCCUGGAACCAGGAGUGCGGCCAACACGGCAAGGACGACUACCCCAACUGGACGAGGAACACGAUGGGGAUCAACAAGCAAGGGUACGAGGCCAAGAUGAACGAGCACAACCAGAUGCACCAAAAAAACAUGGAAGAACACCACAUGGGCGGCACCCCCAGCCUCUACACCUCCGGCCGCUCGACGUCGUCCAGCUCGAGCCCGGGGGUGGCCGGUUCGAGUCCGGCCCUGCUCGUCGUCCCCCAGCCCAUCAACGCCACGAAGAUGGGCGGCAUGCAGAACGGCGGCCCCCAACCUAGGAAGUACCAGUGCAAAAUGUGCCCGCAGGCACCACAAUUAUCCAGAGCAUGUAAGGUUUUCGGGUCGAAGGCCGAGCUGCAACUUCACACCCAGGCUCACAUGCGCGAAGCCAAACCGUACAAGUGUUCCCAGUGUUGUAAGGCGUUCGCAAACAGUUCCUAUUUAUCCCAACACACUAGGAUCCAUUUAGGCAUCAAACCGUACCGUUGUGAAAUCUGCCAAAGGAAGUUCACCCAACUCAGCCAUCUACAACAGCACAUUCGUACACACACCGGCGAUAAACCCUACAAGUGUCGGCACCCGGGUUGUCAGAAAGCCUUCUCGCAACUUAGCAACUUGCAGUCGCAUUCGAGGUGUCACCAGACGGACAAACCGUACAAGUGCAACUCGUGCUACAAGUGCUUCAGCGACGAGCCGUCCUUACUCGAACACAUUCCCAAACACAAAGAGAGCAAACACUUGAAAACGCAUAUAUGUCAGUAUUGUGGGAAGAGCUACACGCAGGAGACGUAUCUUAGCAAGCACAUGCAGAAGCACGCGGAGAGGACCGACAAGAGACCGCCGAUUGGACCGGGACUAGCCUCUUUCGGGGCCCCCUAUGAGUACGGGGCCCGAGUGCUGUGCACCCGCGGCAGCCCCCCUAUGGCCGGCUCUGACUGGUUGAACCACCGCGGCCUCGACCACCCCUACUGGCCGAAGGUGAGUCCCGAUAGUGCCGAGAACAUGCACGACUACCCCAACGACAUUCCGCGCCAGAUCCUCGAACAGAACGAGGACCUCGUCAUAAUCAGGCAGCAGCUCAGCCAGAACCCGCCCGCCCCUCCCGGCACGCCCAACACCAACCUGCCCAACAGCUACGACACGUCGAUAUCCAAGUCCAACACGAACUCGGCGUUCACGCCCAUCAACUCCAUGUCCGGGCACCUCAACCUCAACCACCACCAGCUGGCGCCCAACCGGCCCUACAUCUACGACGCCAUCAGCUUCCAGAAGCAGAACAGCCUGGACCUGCCCAAGAGCCAGCCGUCGAACGGCUUCCCCAACCAGCUGAUCUCGCUGCACCAGAUCCGGAACUACGCCCACCAGCCCAACUCCAGCCUGAUGGAACAUUCCAUACUGGGACUCAAGGACAAGUAGGGGGCGCGUCGCCCCCACCACGGCUAUGAUCUCGAGCGCCCCCUACGGCCCGGGCGCCCCGCCCGCGCGCCGCGGCCGGGCGAGGGCGGCGCGCGGGCGGGGUCUGGGCGGGGCUGAGCGCGGGACGCCCCACGGGCGGGGCGCCCCGCGCGAGGCCGCCGCACCGGGCCGUCGGCUAGCUGAGCGUGAAUAGAAACAAAUUCGAUGAAUUUGACUGUGAUUGGGGGUGCGGAAGCACCUCUGAGGCAAUAUUUUGGUGGUUGAGAUAGAGUUUAAAAUUAAUAAUAGGAAAUAAGGAAAAAACACAAAAAAAUUAUCGAAAAAGACAAUUUUUGUGAAUAAAAUUGUACAGAAAAUAGUUUAAUUUGACCUUUUCGGGGGGCAAGGGUCCGUCGGGCCGGCUUUUUGUGUUGAUUGAAAGGGAUGGACGCUUGCCUCCGGAACUAUAGCUCAAUAUUUGUAAUAAUAUAAUUUAUUUUAAUUUUGUUAGUUUUGUAAGGGUGAAAACAGCAACGCAAUCGUUUUUUGUUUUGUUGUUUUGUUUACUGAAGCUCAAUUAAUUUUUAAAUGAAGCGAUUUUUUUUUGGGAUGAUGCACACGACCCUGUUGUAUACGAAACAACCGGACGGUUUCUUUGUUGUUUAUGUAAAUAAAUGCAAUUCUACGUUAUGUUAACGUUGCGACAUCUGUUAAGUUUUAAGUGAAGAAAGCUUUAACUUGCGAAGUGUUGAUAGAAAUUGUUUCACUUUUAUUUUGUAUGAUAUUUCAUAAUAUCUCCUCUUUAGGCUUUUCCUUUGUAAGUAGCUUGUGAUCUACAGAAAUAAUGUUGUAUUUAUAUUAAAAAAAUUAUCGGUUUUUUGUUAUAUACUUUAUUAAUAAAAAUUACUAUGAUUUAGUUACUUUAUCCUUUUUUUUUCUUUUCUAUUAUUUUCUCCUUUUUCGACACGUAAAUGUUUAUAUAACUGUGAUAAUUUUUCGUACUGAGAGGUUAAUAACAUUUAAGAAAUAGUCAAUUUGUAUAUAAAACUAUAAAAUAACGAGAUUUUUAUGGAAUGUAAAAACAAUGAUUAAGUCGUAUAGGUAACCGCAAUAUUCUAAGAGGGUGAAAAGUCGAGGUUCCGAUCCUUAAAGUUAAGCACAAACCCGUUCGUUCUGACUUAAAUAAAUGUCUCUUUCUGCAUAAUAAAAAAAUGUAAAAUAAAUGUCGUCGUUGUAAAAGAAACAAAAUCCACUUAAGCUCUUUUCAGAUUUUUUCAUAUGGAACACACACACAUGACAAAAACACAAACAACACACAACGAAUUUUCGAUUAUGAUUGUUGAGGGAAUUUUUGUUUCGGCGAAAUUUCUGUUGUUGUUGUUUUUUAGUUACGAGAUGUUUCGUUUUAUAUUUGCACAAGGAAUAACUAGGACUUUUUCUCAGCACGUUUAGGAGUAAUUACAUUUUCGAGUUAUUGGUGUCUUUGAAAAUUUAAUGUUAU